AUGGCAAAUAAUAGUUUAGCGAAAACAAUAAUAUUAAUAUCAAUCGUAGUCUUAUUUAUAGCUAGUUUUGUCAGUUCAUCAUCGAUAGAAUCAAAGUCGUCGUCAUCAUUGUCAUCAACAUCACAUCCAAUACCGGUUCCUAAACAAUACUACGCUGCCGGUGGCGUCAAUAGGGGCCAGCGAGGUGGUAUCUAUGAUUUUGAGUGCAAAAGUCAGCAGUAUAUUGAUGCCAUUUAUUUGAUUGACCUGGCCCAGUGCGCACAGAUCAUAUGGGAUCAGCAGCCAGAUCCCAAACCCGGCCAACCGAUGCUCGAGCUAACUGCACAACGGUGCUGCUACUAUAAGGAUCGUCAAUGUCAAUUCAUACACCAUUACAAAAACAAUUGCCGUAUAUUUGAUGAAAACGAAUGGUAUUACUCGUUAGUCAAACUAUAUGAUGAAUUGCAAGAGGACUGUCGGCUUAAGGCUAACAUUGAACUGAACGACCAGUUUUGCAAUAGUAUUAACAAAGUGGACUCAAUGCCCAAUAUCAUGUGCCAGGGCUAUCUCCGGUGUCCGAUUGAUAAUAAGUUCGGUAAUGUGACCAUCACUACACAGUAUAUACCGCUUGAAAUGGGAAGUUCGGCCAUUCGGGUAAUUGUUUUGACGGUCGGUAAUAGUCUAUCGAUUGCUAUAAGUUUGGCAUUCAUUUCUUUAGUUGUAAAUACGGUUUAG
Molecule: messenger RNA, 714 nt
Organism: Oppia nitens
Lineage: Eukaryota; Metazoa; Arthropoda; Arachnida; Sarcoptiformes; Oppiidae
Exons: 3
Coding region: 1-714 (237 amino acids)
Source: RefSeq, a predicted model, not a curated record